AUGGAAGAACAUUUAGCGAUUCAUAUAUUUGCAUGUCCAUUCGAGAAGUGCCGGACAGUAGGAGGACCACCAAAGAGCUUCUCAGCGUUGAAGGCACACGUAAAGAAGUAUCACUCGAUGAGGGAGAAGAUGCGUCCUCUCUUCAUGCCUGUGGAUGCCGCGAUGAGCGGACCGAGUCGGUUGGAGAAGCUGCCAAAUCCUGUCCCAUUCUACAAACUAGGUCAACCUCUCAUUCAUUCAAAAAGGAGAAAAGCCUCAGCCACCUCUGACAAUGAUCAAACCGCUAUUGAUCAAUUAACGCCGUCUUUCUCUCAAGAAGCAAGAAGGCCUAGAGCAGAGCCAUGGAAGGACAAGGAUUAUACCCGAAUUCAAGACGGCACAAGGCUCAGAGAUGCAUAUGCCCUGGACGAUGGACGCAGAUUGGGCAUUCAUGAUACAUGGGAGGUUUCGCUCGCCAACGUUGUACCUCUAAAUACCUCAACAUCUGCAGGCGACCGACCCAAGAAGCAACAUAGACCUGAUCAUCGUGGGAGAAGGUAG
Molecule: messenger RNA, 540 nt
Organism: Meira miltonrushii
Lineage: Eukaryota; Fungi; Basidiomycota; Exobasidiomycetes; Exobasidiales; Brachybasidiaceae
Exons: 1
Coding region: 1-540 (179 amino acids)
Source: RefSeq, a predicted model, not a curated record